Aphanomyces invadans is the source of this 360-nucleotide messenger RNA. RefSeq lists its product as hypothetical. NCBI's taxonomy places the organism in Eukaryota, Oomycota, Saprolegniomycetes, Saprolegniales, Verrucalvaceae. The coding region runs from base 1 to 360 and encodes 119 amino acids. The transcript is spliced from 2 exons. The record is from RefSeq and is a predicted model, not a curated record.
AUGCCAUCGCAGCCCACCGCCGUCAUUGCCGACCGCCCGCGCAACCCCCGUGGGCCGAAAGGUGGCAAAACCCACCUUGACCUUGAAGAGCGGCGCUCGAUCUAUGAGAGCCAGCUUGCCGUCUCGUCAUCUGGCACACUGCCUCGUGGCGCCAUCGUAAGCUUGCCAAGCAGCACGAAUGCCACCCCGACACUGUGUCUCGCGUAUGGGCACGUGGACGGAGCUCCAUCCGAGCGGGCCACAUUUGUGCCGAUGUUGCAUCAAAAAUCCGAGGGAAUUCUGGUCGCAAAAAAACGCGCACGAGUGAUGACAUCGAUGACGCGAUACGACAAGUGCCCCAGGCCUCGCGGCAGACGAUGA